Messenger RNA from Microthlaspi erraticum, 2673 nucleotides. Lineage: Eukaryota; Viridiplantae; Streptophyta; Magnoliopsida; Brassicales; Brassicaceae. The record is from the annotation of a GenBank genome assembly.
AUGUUCCAUGGAUUGCCAAGUGAAGACCCCAUUGACCACCUUGAUGAGUUUGAUAGGCUUUGUGAUUUGACAAAGAUCAAUGGUGUCUCUGAAGAUGCCAUCAAGCUGAGACUCUUUCCUAUGUCUCUAGCUGACAAAGCUCACCAAUGGGAGAAGAGCUUGCCCCAUGGCACAAUCACCACUUGGGAUGAAUGCAAGAAGGCCUUUCUUGCUAAGUUUUUCUCCACCGGUCGCACAGCCAAGCUUAGAGGAGAGAUAUCCAGCUUCAUCCAGCGAAACAAUGAGACAUUCGCAGAGGCUUGGGAGAGGUUCAAAGGCUACACAAGUCAGUGCCCACACCAUGGAUUCAACAAUGAAUCACUACUCUCCACUCUUUAUAGAGGAUGCUUGCCUAGGUAUAGGGAGAUGCUAGACACAGCUAGCAAUGGGAACUUCCUCAACCAGGAUGUAGAUGAUGGCUGGCAACUUGUGGAGAACAUAGCUAACUCAAAUGGAAGCUAUGGAGAAGAGUAUGAUCGCACCAACCGGAGCUCGACCCACCACUCGAUCGAGUCAGACGAAAAGUUGAGAAAAGAUGUUAAGGCAUUGAAUGAGAAGUUGGAUAAGCUGAUCCUAGCUCAGUCCACAAUGAAGAAAGUCAACUUUGUGUCUGCUGAGGAGAUGGAACCAGUCCAAGAAGGGGAGGAUACACAAUUUGCUGAGGUGUGCUACAUGAGCAAUGGGCAAGGAGGUUACAACAAAGGAUACUAUAAUUACAAGUCCAACCCUGCCAUGUCAUACCGCAACACUGAUGUUGCUAACCCUCAGGACCAAGUAUAUCCUCAACAACAAGCAGCUCGAUCGAGUCAGGUGCCACAACAUGGGUAUGGUCAAAAGAACAAUUACCAAGGACCACAAGGCACUUUCCCUGGACAACAAAUGAAUAUCCCACCAGGCUUCCCCCACCAACCGCCCCAGCCUGCACCUUCACAAGAGAAUGAGCUCAAGGCAAUGCUAAAGCAACUACUUCAAGGGCAAGCUGAUGGGGUAGUGGACACAAGCAAGAAGCUAGCUGAAAUAAACUCUAAGAUCGAGAACCUCAACACAAGGGUUUACUCUCUGGAGAAUCAUGCUUCUUCUGUUGCUGCUGCUACAAAGCAAGGACAACUACCUGGUAAAGCUAUUCAGAACCCCAAGGAACAGUGCAAGGUCAUCUUCACUCAAGAAGGACUUGUUGAAGAAGAGGAUCAAGAAAGGGUCAUUGAAGAUUUUUGUUUACUGCUGAAUGAUGAAGAGAUUGUUGCUGCUGAGGCUCCUGGAGUCCAGAUUGAUCAACCAGAAGUGCAUGCACCUACUGUGGCCAUUCACACUUCACCAGUUGAGCUCGCACGACAAGCUCGAUCGGCAGCUCGAUCGAGUCCAACUCUAGCUCGAUCGAGUCCGACCUCUUCUGUCCGACAGCCUGUUUUGCUUGAUCCUUACCAACCGGUUGCCGCUUCCUCGUCUCGCCUACUUAGUCAAGGUCACAAGGAAGUGAUUCACAAGUUCAGAAGAGAUCUCAGUGGGAUUGGAAUUGAGUUGCCUCCUAUGGAUAGCAUGAGUGAGGCAUUUGAUCAAAUGCAAAUGGUCAAGGAUGUUCUAGCCAACAGUGAUAAAGUUUCAGAGGUCCUACAAGAGUCUACUCAUCAGUUCAACCUGCUUACUUCACCCACCUUCCUACCAAAGGUCAAGGAUCAAGGGAAAUUCACUCUCCCUUGCACACUUGGGCAUCUUGAGAUUGACAAUGCCUUAGUGGAUUCUGGAGCAAGCAUCAAUCUGAUCUCUCUCUCCAUGGCAGAGAAGCUAGGCAUAGCUGGAGCCUUGCAGCGCCCUACUACUUCAAUCAUGUUUGGAGAUGCAACUUCUAAGUCUCCUCUUGGAGUGUUCAAGAACUAUCACUUGAAAAUUGGAGAAUGCAUCAUCCAAACUGAUCUCACUGUGAUGGAAAUGGAAGAAGAGAAGGAUUUGCCUCUGUUAUUGGGAACCCCUUUCCUUAGUACAGUUGGCGCUUCAAUAGACUUUCACAAGCAAGAAGUGAUCCUUCACAAGGUGAAUAGUUUGGUGUCAUAUCGCUUGCAGCCUAGAGGUUCAGACUUUUGUGCCACAAUUGACAGUACCAAUCUCAGUUCUAAGAGUCAUGGAGCUACAAAGGUUGUGAAGGAAAGGGUUGACAAGGAACCAAGAGUUGGGAAGGAUAAGGAUGAGAGAGGACCAAGGAUUGAGAAGCCACGUCUUGAGAGGGCUAGAGUUGAGAAACCACGAUCUGAUAGGCCAAGAGCUGAGAGACUUGUUCAAGCCCCUUGUGUGCUUGAUGAAGAGAGCCUUCAAGCUUUGUUUGAUGAGCCACUAGGAAGGGCUCUAAAAGAAGGGGAGGAUGCAGCCUCUAAGGCAAGACCAGGAGAUAAAAGAAAGGAUCCACCAGCUCAGGCCCCUUCAGUCAAGCCAUCUCAGCUCACAAUGACUUUGUUCCCCACCAAGUUUGAAAAUGGGAAGAUUGAGUACAAGAUAAGGUACAAGGGGAGAUCAAGGCCAUUCUCUAGAGCCAAGGCCUUGGUGACUUCAGAACAGUCCAGGGACCCAACCAAGCUAAAGGAGCUUCUGUCUCAAGUCCUCACUAUCACCCUUGAUGGUGGGACUAGCUCAACCAAUGCCUAA